AUGUCUUCAUCUACCGCUCUCCUUCCAAAUGGAAGUAGUAAGAAGAAUGAUCACCCUAUCUUCCUCCGUGCUUGUCACUCUCCAUGGAUUAACAUUUCUCAGAAAUGCCUUGUCUAUCUCAGAGGAGCCCUCGCAGCCUACUUUCUGAUCUCUUCGCUUGUCAUCCUUCAUUACGAGCUUGAAAUCCUCAAAAAUGGCUGGUUGGUUGUUUAUAAACUUUCAAAUAUCGUGUAUGGCUUUCAAACUCUAUACGCCUGGGUUGCCUUUAUUUGGACCUUCAUGCACCUUUACUACCCACACAACAAUGACAAUAAUUCUUCAUCGCUCUCUGGCUACAUGCGAAAAUUUCUCUCACCAUCUCGUAAAAACACCAACACCAACGGGAAGUACCUAUUUAGUGUCUUUUAUUGGGUUAUCCUUGCUUUCCCUCACGUCGUUACCUUCAUCCACUGGGCAGUUGUCGUCCCUCGAAGCCAGACAGAAAUUCCAGGAGACACAAUCUUUAAUGAUAAGCUCACGACUUACUUCAUCUUCAGCAAGCACGGUCUUAAUUCCGUUGCUGCUUUGAUCGAGCUCUUCAUCCUCAGCAGCAUAAAGAGAUCUGACGUAGGUUUUUCUGACUCUAUCUCUCUUAUUCUACUAAAUAUGUUCAAGCCUGUUUGGAACCAUGUUACUGCCAUCGCUGUACUUCUUCUUGCAUAUGUUGGCUGGGCAGCUGUCGGCAACUCCUAUGUCGGAAAAUACACAUACUUUUUCCUUGAUCAUGAGAAGUUAGGAUGGGAGUAUUACUGGGCAUCUGUUGCUGCUUUAGUUGUCCUCGGUGAACUCUUCUUCGUCUUCGUAUAUUCCCUCACAGGUGUUCGCGAGUCCAUGACUAAGAAACAAAGCGACGACAGGAGCACAGGUUAUCAGAGAUUGCCUCAGUAG
Sclerotinia sclerotiorum 1980 UF-70 is the source of this 927-nucleotide messenger RNA. RefSeq lists its product as hypothetical. The transcript has 5 exons. The coding region runs from base 1 to 927 and encodes 308 amino acids. Lineage: Eukaryota; Fungi; Ascomycota; Leotiomycetes; Helotiales; Sclerotiniaceae. Gene Ontology annotation, cellular component: membrane. The record is from RefSeq and is a predicted model, not a curated record.